AUGAACGAUAACGCAUGGAGUAAUAAAUGGAACACAUGGUUUGGAUCUUCAAACAAAAAAGUUAGUGGUAUAUAUAAUAAUUGGAGAGAUAAUAGUGGAUCAAACAAAAAAGCUCAAGAGGAUAGUGCCGAGUUAGCCAGAUGGGAGGAAGAAAAUCGGCGAUUUGAAAAACAAAAGAAUGAAGCAAGAGAAAAAAGAAAAAGAGAAGAAGAACAAGAAGAACGCCAGUUUAAGGAAUCUCUGAAACUACUAGAUGAGUCUAGAAGGGAGAAAGAGAGGAAAUUACAGGAACUUCUUUUGCGUCAAAAAGAAGAGGCAGAAGAGGAAGCUUUGAGAAGAUUAGCAAACGAUAGUGAAAUAGAACAAAAACUGGAGAAGAUAAGAUAUGAAAAUGAACAGAAAGCACUUCAGAAUGAUCAUGAGAAUAGCAUACAGUUGCAAUUGCUCAAAGACGGCGGACAAAAAGAACGGCAAGAAAUUGAGGAUCGGAGAAUAAAAGAAAAAAAUGAGCAUGAAAAGAGAAUUAAGGAACAAGACAAUCAGUUCAUUGAGAAUCAACGCCAGCACGAGAUUGAAGAAAAUGAAAGAAAAAUGGAGUUCGAGCGUAAACAAGCUGAACACGAAGAAAAACUUCAACAAAUAAGGGAGAAAGAGAGGAAAUUACAGGAACUUCUUUUGCGUCAAAAAGAAGAGGCAGAAGAGGAAGCUUUGAGAAGAUUAGCAAACGAUAGUGAAAUAGAACAAAAACUGGAGAAGAUAAGAUAUGAAAAUGAACAACAAGCACGUCAGAAGGAUAAUGAACAACGUCUAAUGAGAAAACAGUACAAGAUCCAUCAUGAAAAUGCAAAACUUGUGAAAACAUUAGAGAAUAAUAUCAAGAACCUUUUGAUGCAAAUUACCAACGAGAAUGCAAAAGAGGCUUUUUCAAGCUUUCAUCUUAUUGUGGAAUCUUUUUACUCUAUACAGACUUCUCUGGGACGGAUUAAAGCUGAGUGCAUUCUACCAAACGAUGAAAUACCUCAAGUUGAUCCAGGCGUGUUGAAUCCAGAAUUUGAUCAAAUACUCUUUGAGACAACUCUCUUUGAUCAACGUCACAAAUCUUUUCAUCAAGUUAUUGUCAGCAAUAAUCAUACUGAUCCCAAUUUUUAUGAAGUUUGCGCUAGUUAUAUAAGACAAAUGGAUACUCUCGUCAGUAGUCCUGAUUUGAAACUGGUUUGCGCUCAUCUACCUAGAGCAAUCGAUGAUGGAAUUCCGAGCAAAGUCAAUACCUAUGGAAAGCUACUUGAUGGAUUGAGUAAUGAAUUCUUACAAUUGAGGCACAGUUUAACUAACGGUGUACAUCACUUGGUUGCGAAGUACAUUAGCAACUCCGCCGCACAUAAAUCUAUUAAAUAA
This is a messenger RNA of Caenorhabditis elegans, 1395 nucleotides long. The record is from the annotation of a RefSeq genome assembly. Lineage: Eukaryota; Metazoa; Nematoda; Chromadorea; Rhabditida; Rhabditidae.